Molecule: messenger RNA, 1517 nt
Organism: Nomascus leucogenys (northern white-cheeked gibbon)
Lineage: Eukaryota; Metazoa; Chordata; Mammalia; Primates; Hylobatidae
Gene: SRMS
Product: src-related kinase lacking C-terminal regulatory tyrosine and N-terminal myristylation sites
Biological process (GO): cell differentiation; cell surface receptor protein tyrosine kinase signaling pathway; protein phosphorylation
Cellular component (GO): extrinsic component of cytoplasmic side of plasma membrane
Molecular function (GO): signaling receptor binding; ATP binding; non-membrane spanning protein tyrosine kinase activity
Source: RefSeq, a predicted model, not a curated record
AUGGAGCACUUCCUCAGGAGGCGGCUGACCUUCCUGUCCUUCUUCUGGGACAAGAUCUGGCCAGCGGGCGGCGAGCCAGACCACGGCACCCCCGGGUCCCUGGACCCCGACGCCAAACCAGUGCCCGCGCUCCCCGCCGAGCCUUGCAGCCCCUUCCCUCAGCUCUUCCUUGCGCUCUAUGACUUCACGGCGCGGUGUGGCGGGGAGCUGAGUGUCCGCCGCGGGGACAGGCUCUGCGCCCUCGAGGAGGGGGGCGGCUACAUCUUCACGCGCAGGCUCUCAGGCCAGCCCAGCGCCGGGCUCGUGCCCAUCACCCACGUGGCCAAGGCCUCUCCUGAGACGCUCUCAGACCAACCCUGGUACUUUAGCGGGGUCAGCCGGACCCAGGCACAGCAGCUGCUCCUCUCCCCACCCAACGAACCAGGGGCCUUCCUCAUCCGGCCCAGCGAGAGCAGCCUCGGGGGCUACUCACUGUCAGUCAGGGCCCAGGCCAAGCUCUGCCACUACCGGGUCUCCAUGGCAGCUGACGGCAGCCUGUACCUGCAGAAGGGAUGGCUCUUUCCCGGCCUGGAGGGGCUGCUCACCUACUACAGGGCCAACUGGAAGCUGAUCCAGAACCCCCUGCUGCAGCCCUGCGUGCCCCAGAAGGCCCCUCGGCAGGAUGCAUGGGAGCGGCCACACUCCGAAUUCGCCCUUGGGAGGAAGCUGGGUGAAGGCUACUUUGGGGAGGUGUGGGAAGGCCUGUGGCUGGGCUCCCUGCCCGUGGCGAUCAAGGUCAUCAAGUCAGCUGACAUGAAGCUCACUGACCUCGCCAAGGAGAUCCAGACGCUGAAGGGCCUGCGGCACGAGCGGCUCAUCCAGCUGCAUGCAGUGUGCUCGGGCGGGGAGCCUGUGUACAUCAUCACGGAGCUCAUGCGCAAGGGAAACCUGCAAGUCUUCCUGAGCAGCCCCGAGGGCCAGGCCCUGCGUCUGCCGCUGCUCCUGCACUUUGCCUGCCAGGUGGCUGAGGGCAUGAACUACCUGGAGGAGCAGCACAUCGUGCACCGGGACUUGGCAGCCAGGAACGUGCUCGUGGACGAUGGCCUGGCCUGCAAGGUGGCUGACUUUGGCCUGGCCCGGCUGCUCAAGGACGACAUCUACUCCCCAAGCAGCAGCUCCAAGAUCCCGGUCAAGUGGACAGCGCCUGAGGUGGCCAAUUAUUGCGUCUUCUCCCAGAAGUCGGACGUCUGGUCCUUCGGCAUUCUGCUGUACGAGGUUUUCACCUAUGGCCAGUGUCCCUACAAAGGGAUGACCAACCACGAGACGCUGCAGCAGAUCAUGCGAGGGUACCCUGCCUGCCCGGCGGAGGCCUAUGUGCUCAUGCUGGAGUGCUGGAGGAGCAGCCCCGAGGAACGGCCUCCCUUCGCCACGCUGCAGGAGAAGCUGCAUGCCAUCCACAGAUGCCACCCCUGAGUCCUCACGUGACCCAAGGCUCCACGCUCCAGCCAGGCCAGCCCCUCCUCCCUGCAGAGCGUCAA